AUGGCAGCCACGAAAUUGUCACCUUCACUGAGCUCGCGCGUUCUGACAGCGUCUGUGCCUCACAUCCCAGCUCACGGCUUCAGCGUCCGCGCGGCGCAAGCUGCCGCUGCUGCUUCAGUAACUACGAGAGGCGGAAAAACUGCAAGUGGCUCGAAAACCGACAUCAUAACGCCACAAGAGGGGAGGCUGCUCCAAGACUCACCCCAGCUCAUCCUCAGCCUCGCUUCGGGGACCGCUUCACAUGACGGAGAGACAUCAUUCGCGAAGUGUCUCUUUCACCGCUGGGACGAGCUUUCGCUUGAAUCUACAGUAGAGAGAUCGCAGACGAUUAUGCGCACCAGCAAGGGGAAAGAGCGAGAAAUGGACAGAAGUGCUGCAUCGUACGGAGAUCUGGUCAGUGCUCUGGAGCAAAGACUACUCAUCAGUGCGGAGGCGAAAAUUCAUCUGCUUGCGGCCCUUUCCGCCGAGUCUUCUUUGUCAAUAGGUCAGCUCUCGCAAUUCCUGCCUCCCAAUCUCGCGGGCAUUUCUUCUUUGCUUCCAUCGGGUAUGCCUACACCUGCGCCGCUCGCCCACCGAUCAUGGAGACUAGCAGACGAGCUAGGACAUAGGCUGGGAUGGAAAGACUCGUCAUUUGGACCGGCAUGGUAUGCCCACCGUGGGAGGCUCUCGCUAGCAUAUCUACUCGCAGAAAUCCACCUGGCUUCACCUAUAUCUGAGCCCAAUGCAUCCCCAUCAUUCUACGAAGCCGAGCAUACGGACACCAAAACUAUUGAUGAAGCCGCAUACCAAACACUAGACCCGCCGCAUCCCGAGCAAGUCCAGCGCGCCGCUGCACCGUCCAUUCAGCUGCUGCGCCGGAUAGCGUGGGGCAAGGAUACCUCAUUCGUUGCGGAUAUACAGCGGGCACUGCACGUCGCUGGUAACAUCUCGCAGUGGGCGGGCAGAGGCUGGCUGGGCGUCUUCCGCAGUCGCGGCUUAUGA
Tilletiaria anomala UBC 951 is the source of this 981-nucleotide messenger RNA. RefSeq lists its product as uncharacterized. Bases 1 to 981 code for a protein of 326 amino acids. The transcript has 3 exons. Lineage: Eukaryota; Fungi; Basidiomycota; Exobasidiomycetes; Georgefischeriales; Tilletiariaceae. The record is from RefSeq and is a predicted model, not a curated record.